This is a messenger RNA of Cololabis saira (Pacific saury), 3627 nucleotides long. RefSeq names its product chondroitin polymerizing factor 2 (gene chpf2). The transcript is spliced from 4 exons. The coding region runs from base 755 to 3040 and encodes 761 amino acids. Gene Ontology annotation, cellular component: Golgi cisterna membrane. Gene Ontology annotation, molecular function: glucuronosyl-N-acetylgalactosaminyl-proteoglycan 4-beta-N-acetylgalactosaminyltransferase activity. NCBI's taxonomy places the organism in Eukaryota, Metazoa, Chordata, Actinopteri, Beloniformes, Belonidae. The record is from RefSeq and is a predicted model, not a curated record.
UGACGACAAGGACGACACAUCCACGGCUGCUUCCUUCCUCUGUUUUUAACGCUUCCAGCGGGGAUUUAUACUCUCUUUUCCUCUGUUUUUAUCGCCUUUAGCGGAGAUUUAUUCCAUCUUUUGCUCUGUUUUUUAUUGCUUUUAGCGGGGGUUUAUUCCCUGUUUUCCAGGGUCUGUGUGUGUUUGCGGACCUGUUAGCCUGUUAGCUCUGCUGUAGCCAUUAGCGCCAAUGCUAACCAAAAUGUAAUUUAGAUAAUUAACAUGUAAUUCAUCUAAGGGCGAGUAAAUAUCGUUUAUAACAUAAUUAUAGACAAUGAUUAACCAAAAUCGGCUGAGAGGGUUGUCAAACGAUCAAGACGUCAAGGAUGUUAAACUAUUGGCAUUUGUAUGUUUCUUUUAAUCAACUAAAUUCAUGCUGCAAAGUGUAAACUUAGUCAGUAAAUAUGCUUUUAAUAGAGCCAAAGUUACAAUAUUUGAUAUAAAAGUUGGUCUAGUUUUGCUUAAUAGGUCAAAACAACCCCAUGGAGUGAAAUCAAGAGGGGAGGAAACUGUUUUUCAACCAACCAACUUCCCUUUUUUCUCUUUUUCCCCUCUUUCACAAUUUUCCUCUGAAUUGUUAGGUGUGUUCAGUUAUUUAGCUUUUCCUCUGAAUUGUUGCGUGUGUUAAAGUCAGAGGGGGAAGUCUUUGGUCCAGUGGCGGCUGUCACUUCUCCCCCCACUCCUCACGGGUCAGAAAGGUCAGAGCUGCCCAGGCAUGCGUGUCUCAUCGCUGCUGGCCGUGUUCCGGCCGGCGCUGCCCCUGAUCCUCGGCCUGUCUCUGGGAUGCAGCCUCAGCCUCCUCAUGGUGUCCUGGACGCAAGGGGAGACGGACGAGUCCUGCAGGGACGAACUGGGGAACGGCAAACUCUUUCUGGGGAGAAAAGACCCCCAGAGGGAGACGGAUGUGGCUGCUGAUGAGGACUUCCAGCCACGUAUCGUGCCCUAUCACAAGGACCCAAAUAAGCCACACAAGAAAGUCCUCAGAACUCGAUACAUCCACACCGAGCUGGGCAUCAGAGAGCGGCUGCUGGUGGGUGUGCUGACCUCCCGGGCCACGCUCAACACCCUUGCUGUGGCCGUGAACCGGACAGUCGCCCACCACUUCCACCGGACCUUUUUCUUCACGGGCUUGCGCAGCCCCAAAGUGCCUCACGGGAUGACUGUGGUUGCCCACGGUGACGACCGGCCGGUGUGGCUGAUGUACGAGACGGUACGCCACCUGCAUCAGCACUACGGGUCGGACUACGACUGGUUCCUGUUAGCCCAGGACGACACCUACAUGCAGGCGGAUCGCCUCUCGGAGCUCGUGGGCCACCUCAGCGCCGGUCAGGACCUGUACAUGGGCCGGGCCGAGGAGUUCAUCGGAGGGGAGGAGAAGGCGCGCUACUGCCACGGGGGCUAUGGCUACCUGCUGUCCCGCAGUCUGCUGGCCCGUCUGCAGCCGCAUCUCGACGCCUGCCGUAACGACAUCCUCAGUGUGAGACCUGAUGAGUGGCUGGGCCGCUGCAUUAUUGACUACCUGGGUCUGAGUUGUGUGGAGGUGCAUCAGGGGAUGGCGUAUCGUUACUUUGAGCUCGGGAAAAAUGCAGAUCCAGAGCGAGAAGACAGCGGCGAGUUUAAAAAUGCCUUCACGGUUCACCCUGUGUCUGAACCAAAUCUCAUGUAUCGUCUACACAAACGCUUCAGCCACAUCGAGCUGGAAUGGACCUACCAGCAAAUCCAGCAGCUGCAGAUGCAGAUCAGCAACCUGAGCGGCCUGACGCCAGAGGGCAAAGCUGGGGUCACAUGGCCCGUAGGAAUCAACUCUCCGUUCAAACCCAAGACCCGCUUUGAAGUCAUCAACUGGGACUACUUCACAGAAGAGCAUAUUUACUCGUGCGUCGACAGCUCACCUAAGUGUGAGAUGAGAGGAGCAGACCGAGCCGACGUUGGCGCGAUACUAGAAAUCGCAGUGGAGCGGCUGAACGAGCGCUACCAGCCACAGCUUCGCUUCCGCAAGCGCCGAUUGCUCAACGGGUACCGGCGCUUCGAUCCCACGCGUGGUAUGGAGUACAUCCUGGACCUGGCGCUGGAGGCCUUCACCCAGAAAGGACACAGCCAGGUCAUCGCCAAACGGGUCAACCUUUUGCGACCCCUGAGUGCAGUGGAGAUCAUUCCCAUGCCGUACGUGACCGAGGCGACGAGGGUUCAGGUCAUUCUGCCGGUGACGGUCCAGGACCAGGACUAUGUUGGGAACUUCCUGGACAUGUACGUGAUGAACACCCUGGACACCCAUGACAACGUCCUACUGACCUUCUUGUUCAUCUAUGACCCGUUUGAUGCGCAGCGGGUCAGCCAGACGGACGUGUUUGCGGGCAUCAAGGCCAUGAUCGGGGAGGUUGAGAAGCGGUACGGAGACGUGAAGAUCCCAUGGAUCAGCGUGAAGACCGAGGUGCCGUCACAGGUCAAACUGAUGGACAUCAUUUCCAAGAAGCACCCUGUGGACACGCUGUUUUUCCUGGCGAGCGUGUGGACAGAGGUCAACGCCGACUUCCUGAACCGCUGUAGGAUGAACGCCAUCAGCAACUGGCAGGUCUUCUUCCCGGUCCACUUCCAAGAGUUCAACCCGGCCGUCAUGUACCGCGACCAGCAGCCCUCCGCCUCCUCGUUCGCCUCCGAGUCGCUGCGCGACGGCCACUUCGACCGGCACAUCUUCGAGGAGGCUUGCUUUUAUAACGCGGACUACAUGAGCGCACGCACCAAGAUGGCGGCGGACAUUCUAGACAACGAGGAGCUGCUGGAAAGCAUGGACGUGUACGACAUAUUUGUGCGCUACUCGGGGCUGCACGUCUUCAGAGCGGUGGAGCCGGCGCUGAUCCAGAAGUACGUGCGGCGGGCGUGCAACCCCCGGUUCAGCGAGGACAUCUACCACCGCUGUGUCCUCAGCAACCUGGAGAGUCUGGGCUCACGCUCGCAUCUAGCCAUGGCUCUGUUUGAGCAGGACCAGGCCAACAGCACAUAGAAGAGAGACCUACUGAAACCUCAAAACAUGCCUGGACUGAACGAUACUGACGCUCAUGUAGGUGAAUCUACUCAUCAUGCAUUAUCUUGAUCCUUAUACUCGGAUUACCAGUAUUUUACAGGGUGGAAAGAUAUUCUCGAUCAGUCAGCUGCCUCAGACGAGUCCCUCAAUCCGGAUCCUGCGGCUGAAAGUCUCCCUGCUUGUUAAUGGAAACUUUUGACAUCUAAAUCUGUAACUUUAAAUGUUUCAUGCCCAGACGGUGACCAAUUCUGAGUCACGGAGGUGUCUCGACCAGAGCGGCUGUACGGAGGAGCUGUUAACUUGUAUUCUCACUGUUGAUGUUUUUUCUCGGAUGAGGUGAGCUGUAAUAUUUAUAUUCCCAGUUUUUAACAAGCUGUCAGAGUGUCUGAUGUAAUGAAUGAACAAAGGCCUUGAUUGUUAAUAAUUAAUUCAAAAACUUGAGCCAUAGGUCUUCCUUUGAGAAGAUCUAAAAGAACAAAAAUACUGAAAACUAGCUGUUGCCAUUGGCUGCAUUUUCAUUCAGAUGUGUUCCUUUUUUUAAAGAGAUAUUAAAGAGUGAUAUUUCC